Striga asiatica is the source of this 318-nucleotide messenger RNA. The record is from the annotation of a GenBank genome assembly. NCBI's taxonomy places the organism in Eukaryota, Viridiplantae, Streptophyta, Magnoliopsida, Lamiales, Orobanchaceae.
AUGGUAACCAAGGAUGCAGCCACCGACGAGUACGACGACCAUGAUGGGUUGCGCCUAUACCGAGGUCGCGUGUACGUGCCGAGCGCCGGGCCUUUGAAGGAGACGAUAAUCAUACACUUCCAUGACUCGAAGAGGUUGGCGCGGCGGGCCAAGGAGGCUAAUUUGAUUGGCACGGGCGAUAGCGGGCAAGGCGACACGCGCGAAGGAGGAACUCAUGAAUGGGCCGUGACUGAGAGCAACGCGUGCGACGAUGCAGGAAAGUGCCGCGACGCGUGCGAGGAGGCGCACCGAACGGAUCCGCGUGAGGAAACUGCAUGA